CUGCAUUGCAGGGCCCCAGUCCUCCCUUCCCCCACUCCCGGAAGCGGCUGGGCUAUGUCUGUCAGCGCGCUGUGAGCUACAGAGUGCGACUCCGCUCACUGUCACUACUCGACUCAGUACCGUCAGCUGAAGCUGUCAUGGCCUCCGUACGUCAAGGAGACUCCCUGUCGCCAGACUUCUCCACAGUACUACAGAAAGUCGAGAAUAACGACAUCCCUGGGAAGAAUGCAGUAGACUCGAGGGGCGACAAUGGACUGCAGAUGAAGAUACACGCUGGGUCCGAUGACACACAACAGCUGACCACGCCCCCUCCUGUUGCAUCAGCUGAGGCUGGAGAUGAAAAUGUGGAGACCCGGGUAUUCAAGAGGCGCUGGCUGAUGCUGGGACUCUUCUGCCUCUACUCCUUCAGCAACUCCUUCCAAUGGAUCCACCUCAACAUCAUCGCCAACGUCAUCCUGCGCUACUACAACACCAGCCUCCCAGGAGACACGCUGCAGCAAGAGACGGCCGUGGACUGGUUGUCUAUGGUCUACAUGCUGGCGUAUGUACCGCUCGUCUUCCCUGCCACGUGGCUGAUGGACAGUAAGGGGCUGAGGGUGUGUAACGUCGUGGGGUCGUUCCUCAACGCUGUGGGAGCGUGGGUCAAAUGUGCCAGCGUCAGCCCUGACCGCUUUGGCGUCCUCAUGUUUGCUCAGACUAUCUGCUCAGUUGCUCAGAUAUGGGUUCUGGGUAUGCCAGCGCCCCUAGCGGCGGCCUGGUUUGGCCCGAAUGAAGUUUCGACAGCGACAUCUUUAGGCGUCUUUGGAAAUCAGGUAGGUGCAGCAGUUGGGUUCCUCCUCCCCCCAGUCCUCGUGCCCAACUCCCCCGACCUGGACCAGGUGGGCUGGGACAUCAGCAUCAUGAUGUACGUGACAGCAGGCGUGACGACGGCCAUCUUUAUUGCAAUACUCAUAGGGUACAGAGACAAACCACCCGUCCCCCCGAGUCGGGCACAGCUAGUUGCUAUCCAGACGACGGAGGGGCAGAAUUAUCUUUCAUCACUCGGGCGGCUCAUUAAGACUCUCCCUUUCGUCGUCCUCGUCAUAUCCUAUGGAGUGAACGUCGGCUGCUAUUACGCCAUUGCUACUCUGCUGAAUGCUGUCGUGCUGGAAUACUUCCCCGGAGAAGAGGUGAACGCAGGGAGGAUUGGCCUCACAAUUGUUAUAACAGGGAUAAUUGGGGCCGUCUUGGCCGGGAUUUGGCUGGAUAAAACAAGAACAUUCAAGGGCACAUCACUGGGUAUUUACUUCAUGUCCAUGGCGUGUAUGGUGGUGUUCACCUUCACCAUGGAUACAGGGCACAUCUGGGUGGUGUUCAUCACGGCUGGGUCCUUUGGAUUCUUCAUGACUGGCUACCUACCUGUCGGCUUCGAGUUUGCAGCUGAGCUCACGUUUCCCGAACCAGAAGGAACAUCCUCCGGACUUCUAAACGCGUCAGCACAGAUUUUUGGAAUAAUCUUCACCCUGGGCAUGCGAGCCAUGAUGAACAGACUGAGUGUCCUUGGUGCCAACAUUGCCGUCUGUGUUGCGCUUCUGCUAGGGACAGUGCUUACAGCCUUGAUUCGAGCCAACUACAAACGCCAGGCGGCUGGAGGAGAAGAAAAGGGCAACCGGCUACGGGAGUUGUUUGGCUGGUGCUGCUGCUUCAGACACAAAUUAGACAUCUCAAACAAACAAUGAUAACAAUCAGCCUCGAUCUGACAAUCUCCUUCACUGUAACCAAGAACAACCUUCACUGUAACCAAGGGCAGUUUUCAUAAAACAAACGUCCUUCAUUAAAGUCAAAUUAGGCAAAACAUUACCCAUGUUCUGAAAAGGUCACUGAUCUGAACAGAAGGUCAUCUGUUCCAUGAACUGAAACAACAGUAGUUAACACGGUUGUAGGAAGUGAUAACAAGGCUUCAAGAUUCACCGGGACGGAUGACGUUCAUCCAGGAAAGUGAGGGUAUCGCUCCUAUAGCCUACAUGCAAUGAGAACAUGAGACAUUACCUUAUUGACACGAAUUGUCGUGCCCGUAGCCCUUUUCUCUAAUGUUUUUGUUGGAAGUAAAACUUCUUGUGAAUGAUCUUGUAUCUUGCUGAAUUUUAGUCCGAUUUAAACAAAGCCUGUAACGUCUUACUUCCUUCUCAGAGGAACUUCGGAUCCUGAUGGUUGUAUUGUGAUGUAUAUAUGGUUCAUAUUUUGUGUAUAUAUUUCUAUAUACAAACAGAUCUUCUUCAAAGAAUAUAUUUAUUUUUCAACCUGUCAAGGGAAUGUUUUCUGAAUUUAAAUAUUACUUAUAUUAUUGUAGUAUUGUCAUUAGCGAUCUGAUUUCGCAUAUCAAGCCUUCCUAAUUACUCGAUGGUGUUAAAUAUGUGGUAUCUAUUGUUUCUAAGUUCAUUUAUACACUUAUAUACUUUGAGAACUAUAUACAGUACAUGUAUUUGUUAAAAAUAUUUUUUUCUGGCUUUUCAUUCAUAUUGAAAAUUAAAUGUUUUUGACACUACCACUGACUACUUUCUGUAGAACUAUUUAAAACGAAUUGGUAUGCUUACAUACGCCUAGUACGUGUUAAUAUCUUUUUUGAAAAGUUUUUUUUUAUAAUCAAAUUUUGUCUAAAACGCCCCUGUUGACAGGUAAAUUGUUUAAUCAAUAGCUAAAGAUUCCCUAUGUACCACUUUUACAUGGGGUUGGCCCAGUUGUUAAAGCGGUCGCCCGCCACGUCGAAUACCCCGAUUCCAUUCGCCCUAUUGGUACAACAAUUCCAGUCGUUCUCAGCCGAGAUAUUACUUGAAUAUCGCUACAAAUGUGGCCAAAGUCGCUCAGGUUCCAUAAUACCUUUGAGCUGGAUGGAGUUACAUAGCCUGAUCAUGAAUAUGUCCAGAGGAUAUGUUUAGUAGUGUGUGCGUGUGUGUGUGUGUGUGUGUGUGUGAGAGAGAGGGAGUGAGAGAGAGAGAGAGAAAAGUAUUUAAGAGUUCACAGGUAAACAGUUAGAUACGUUUAAAUAGAUUGGUAGAAAAAUACAAUUUCCCGCCUACAUUUAGUUAAGAAAUUAAAAGGAAAUUAAUUAAAUAUGUAGGAGUGAAACAGUUUUUUUUUCAAUCUAUUUAACACACACACACACACACACACAAAAGACAAAAGUCUGAAGAUCCUUAGUACAGAUAUAAUUUCUUCAAUUCUUAUAUAUAAAUAUACAUACAUACAUACAUUCAUACAUUCACAUACACACACACACACACACACACACACACACACACCUGUUCGUGUCUUCCUUCUACCUGAACGUGUGAACGUGUAAUCGUCCACCUGAAAUGUGUUCAUUGUUGGCAGUACAAGUCUCUCUGAACGCUGUACACGCCUAGGUAUGCAAAGAUCGUUGUUGUUCCUUUAUUUGGUCGGAAUAAACUGUAUUUUUGAAUUUUUGCAACAAUAAAGUCCCUUUGGAAAAAAUA
This is a messenger RNA of Haliotis rubra (blacklip abalone), 3473 nucleotides long. RefSeq names its product feline leukemia virus subgroup C receptor-related protein 2-like. The coding region runs from base 138 to 1718 and encodes 526 amino acids. The record is from RefSeq and is a predicted model, not a curated record. NCBI's taxonomy places the organism in Eukaryota, Metazoa, Mollusca, Gastropoda, Lepetellida, Haliotidae. Gene Ontology annotation, cellular component: membrane. The transcript is spliced from 12 exons. Gene Ontology annotation, molecular function: heme binding; heme transmembrane transporter activity. Gene Ontology annotation, biological process: heme export; transmembrane transport.